AUGAGAGAUCAGAUGAAAAAUAAUAUUAGUGAACAAUUGCUUUAACUUGGGAAGUAAUAGAAAUCUAUUCUACCUUCUCAUCAUAACACAGAUACUAAACAAACACAAUAAAGAAUGGCAAAGAAAAGGAAUUCUAUCAGAUCGAAAUUCGAAAGAAAAGAAACAGAUUAAGGUGAUACCAUAAGACACAGAUAAAAUCAAUAUAAAAGAUUGUUUACGGAAAGGGAUGAUAAUGUUGAAAAAAGACCUAAAUUCUAGGCAUUUAAUAAUUAAUUAAUUGCAUCUCAAUAAUACAAAAAAAGUUCGUUAGGGCCACUGCCGAUUAAGAGAAAGUAGAGCAUCUAAGAUUAUAUAAUACACAAUGAAAAGGCAUAAGAAAUUCAAUAUAAUAAGUCGAAUAAAUUAGAUGAAUUAUCUUUUGAUUUGGAAAAUUCAAAAAGCCAACGUUCUAUUAAGAAUAGCAAUAUUAAACCUAACUCUGAUUAUAAUUAAAAAGAUUAAGAAAUUAAUUAGAAUUAAGACAAUAUUAAAAAGUAAUUAGCCAAUAAAAUGUACAAUAAGAUAUUUGAUAAAGAUAAUUCUGAAGAUGAAAAUAAUUUAACAAAUUAAUAUUUAGAAGAAGAAAUCUUGAGAAAUAAUUAAAGAUUUACUGAUAAAUAAGUUUAUCAUUUUCCAUAAUAAGAGUUUAAACCAAUUGAAUAAAGUAUGAUGAUCUAGUUUGAGAAGAUUAAAUAGAAAGAGGAAUUGAUACUACAGUAGAGAGAUAGACAAUAAACAGUCCUUACAAAUACUAAAGAAAGUAAGGAGCUUCAAGCUUAAAAUAUUCAAAGAGCAUUAGUGAUUAAAGUAACUUCUGAUGAUUCUUCAGAUGAAGAUAUUAAUGGAUAAAAACUAAUCAGAGGAUAGUAUCUUGAAUUAUUUAAAGAUUUUGAGAUAAUAAAGGAAUUUAAAUGUUAUUACCCACACAAUAAUAUUUCCCAAGUUAUGCUUUAGGUAUUAUUUUAUAAUCGACUUUAGCUAUCUAAAAACGAACUUUAUUUAAAACAUAAUUUUAUGAAGAAAAAAAAAAUUAAAAAAUAAGACACAAUAAUGAAUUUACUUAAGCAAACAUAACAUCUAAUGAGAAAAAGCUAACAAUAAUGA
Messenger RNA from Paramecium tetraurelia, 1143 nucleotides. RefSeq lists its product as uncharacterized. The record is from RefSeq and is a predicted model, not a curated record. The transcript has a single exon. NCBI's taxonomy places the organism in Eukaryota, Ciliophora, Oligohymenophorea, Peniculida, Parameciidae.